AUGUCUCUUUCUCUCUUAAUGUUCUCUCUCUUCCAAAUUCAAAUUUUUCUCUCAUAUAAAAUGUCUCCAUAUUUUACUUCCCAUUCUCAAUUCUCCCUUUCUGUCUCCCUUUCCCGAACAGAACUAGUCUCUCUUUUUAUUUUGCCAAUCUUCUGUCUCUGGUUCAUAUAUACUCCAAUCUCUCUCACACCCGGCAAAUGCAGGAGAAUAGAAUCUUCUCAUCUAUCUAUCUAUCUAUCUAUCUAUCUAUCUAUCUGUUUGUUUCGCUUUUUCUUUCUUUCUCACUCUCUUUUCAUCUAUCUAUCUAUCUAUCUAUCUAUCUAUCUAUCUAUCUAUCUAUCUAUCUGUUUGUCUCCUUCUUUCUUUUUUUCUUUCUUUCUUUCUCAAUCUCUUCUUAUCUAUCUAGUCCCGUUUGUUUAUACUUAUCGUUUUUAUUUAUUAUUUGUAUCUUCUUUCUGCAUUUUUCUUUUCAUCGUUAAUAUUCCGCCCCCUUGUUUUUUUCACUUACUUAUUGUCUAUUUUCCUCCUCCGUAUCUUUCGUUUUUUUCUUUCUUAACUAGUUUUCCUUUUAUUUCUCAUUUUCUUUGUCUUUUUUUCGUCUUUCUUAUUUAUUCUUUACUUUUACUAAGUUUUAUUUCUAUUCUUCUUUCUUAUUCACUUCUACGCACCUUUGUUCUUUAA
Acanthosepion pharaonis is the source of this 681-nucleotide messenger RNA. The record is from the annotation of a GenBank genome assembly. Lineage: Eukaryota; Metazoa; Mollusca; Cephalopoda; Sepiida; Sepiidae.